GUCUCGACAGGGUUGGGCCAGUCACAGAGCUGUCAGUCUUCAAAUAGGACCUUUAGCCUCUUUUCCCGUCAAUUGUGUUCAACACUGCAGCUUGAGCACCUCAGGAUUGGCGUGUGAACCGGAACAUUUCCCCACCAUGCACCCGGCUUUCUUCGUGAUCUGGCUGGCGGCUCUACAACAAUCCAUUCCGGUGAAUUGUUUCCCUGUACACCUGGACCAGUCGACGCUACACAGGACAAUCAAAGGAACCCGCACGCGCUCGGAGUCUGUCGAUACAGAAGAUUAUUUAUGGAAGGUGAAUUUGAAUGGACAUGUAAAGAAAGCCAUCUCCACAAACUCUCUCAUUGUCCUCCCAAUAAGAACGGAAACAAGUGACUUUGUGUCAAUAUUGGACUUGAAAAGUAAACGCUUCUUAUGUGUGGACGUCGAGGAAAAGUGGUUCAGUUCUAUGAUGUUCAGCAGGAAAGAGUGCCUUUUCCAGCACAUGCGUAUGGAGAACCAUGUUGACGUGUUCUAUUCAUCCAGCAACGGACUGUUGCUCCUACUGGAAGGGGCUGAGAUCCCUGUUAAAGGGUAUGACUUGUUAAAGAGACGCAUGGUUUACAGAAGGAAGAGGAGCCAACAGGAGAACUCCGAUGCAGAGGACAUCAAGGAGGAUCAGGACCUGGCUAUGCAACAGGACCAAGAACGAGCUGCCGCCAUUUCCAAGGAGACCAUCACUUCUUGUGACGACCCUUUGCAGCACGAGCACGUCUGUGUAUACGGUAAUGACGUAAAGACGCUCUGCAAUAUGAUUGGCCACGUCCCUUCUAGUUCAGGAACCGACAUCAAAAAGGCUCACAAGUUGAUGUCACGAACAUCCGUUGGGGUGCUGGACUGAUCCAGCUCGUCCAUGGUCUUACUGCAGGGGCCAUGCUGGACC
Coregonus clupeaformis (lake whitefish) is the source of this 922-nucleotide messenger RNA. RefSeq names its product fibroblast growth factor 23. Bases 137 to 880 code for a protein of 247 amino acids. The transcript is spliced from 5 exons. Gene Ontology annotation, molecular function: growth factor activity. The record is from RefSeq and is a predicted model, not a curated record. Lineage: Eukaryota; Metazoa; Chordata; Actinopteri; Salmoniformes; Salmonidae.